UUGAACAUUAUCAUUAUAUUUUUAAUGAAAUAAUAAGUUAUUUAAUUAUUUUUGCAAUUUUUAAAGAUGCACGUAUAUUUAUACGCAUUACUUAAAAAUGUGUACAUUUCCCAUAUAAAGUACAUUGUAAUUAGAUGAAUCAUAUAUUUUAACAAAAUUAAAAUAAUUCCAAUUAUAAAUAUACAUUUCUAAUUAUGAUGAAUGUUAAGUAAAAAUUGUUACUUCUUAUUUAAUUCAAAAUAGGAAUCAGGAAUAGAAAGUAGCACGUUGAUAUCUAUCAGUUGAUAUCUAUUUUCAUGUGCUUUUCAUGUGACCAGAUACAGAAUUAGUGAGUGAUAGUUGAUAAAAUAAAUGUUUAUACACAAUCAAAUUUUAUAGAAUGUCAUUUCCAAAUAAAGAAGAUCGAUUGAUCUGUUGGAGUCAUAGGGAUGAAUAUUGGAAAUGCUUAGAUGAAGCAAAAUCAGAAACGAAUUGCAAUGAAUUUAGAAAAAAAUAUGAACAAUUUUGUCCUUCUCAAUGGGUGAAACACUUUGAUCGUAAAAGGGAAUAUCUAAAAUUUAAAGAGCGUUUGGAGCUAGAAGGAUAUGUUCCAGAAGAAAAAAGUCAAACAUCUUUUUAAUAAAACAAUUAUAACUUACAAAUGAAUGUAUCUAAGAGUAAUAAGUUUAUUAUUUAUUUAUUACAAAUUUCUUAGUUCAUAAAAAUAAUAAAUAGAUACUACAAA
Messenger RNA from Vespa crabro (European hornet), 724 nucleotides. Its product is annotated as cytochrome c oxidase assembly factor 6 homolog. Gene Ontology annotation, cellular component: respiratory chain complex IV; mitochondrion. The record is from RefSeq and is a predicted model, not a curated record. Gene Ontology annotation, biological process: respiratory chain complex IV assembly. The transcript has 4 exons. The coding region runs from base 380 to 619 and encodes 79 amino acids. Lineage: Eukaryota; Metazoa; Arthropoda; Insecta; Hymenoptera; Vespidae.